Molecule: messenger RNA, 766 nt
Organism: Phycodurus eques (leafy seadragon)
Lineage: Eukaryota; Metazoa; Chordata; Actinopteri; Syngnathiformes; Syngnathidae
Gene: g0s2
Product: G0/G1 switch 2
Exons: 2
Coding region: 9-464 (151 amino acids)
Source: RefSeq, a predicted model, not a curated record
UACAAGUCAUGAUUAAGAUGAGCCUCUCUUCGACAACAUCAACGACAUCACUCCAAAAACAGUGUCCGGACACCUCUUGCAUAUCAUCUGGAGAGCCACUGGAAAUGGAAAGCAUGCAAGAGUUGAUACUCUUCGCCAAAGAGAUGCUCAGUCAGAAACCCAGUCGGCGUCUGCUCAAGGUCUACUUAAUGGGCUCUGUGUUUGCAGUACUGGGGACUUUCGUCGGACUGGUUGAGAUGGUGUCUCACCCGUUCUCUUCAGGAGAGCCAAUGGACGCAGAGAUGCUCCUUCUGAUGUCUCAGGAGCAGAGGACUGUUGCCACCGUGACACAAUGCAAUGUCAAGGUGUCGGUGAAAAAGGAGGACCAGGAGCAGGACACAAUCAAGAUGAUGACUGACAUGACUUUCUCCAAGGUCCAAGGUCAAAGAAGCUUGUCCCAUCGGCUCCAUGCUUCGGGAAGCUGACUUCUUGAUCAGAGACUGCUCCUGGAACAACACUGCUGUGCAAUACAUGAAUGAAAAGACUAUAUGAGCUUCAAGUGCUGUUUUCACACUUGAAUCAUAGCUCACUGAACAGUGUUCAUUUAUGUACUUGUACAUUCUAAAUUACAUGUUUUCAUCCCUUGCACAAGCACUUUUCAUGUUAAGAUUGUUUUGGUUAUUAUAAGCCCAGAAUAAAUGGAUUGUUUUAUUUGAGAACGGUUAACAGCAGUUGUCAGCUCUGAGCAGACAUAUAGCGCCUCCUAGUGGGAGAAUGAAACCGUCUG